AUGCGUGAGAUUAUGCACAUACAGGUCGGCCAAUGCGGCAAUCAGAUUGGCUCCAAGUUCUGGGAGGUCAUAUCCGACGAGCAUGGGAUCGAUCCCACGGGUAACUACGUUGGCGAUUCAGAUUUACAGCUAGAGCGCAUCAACGUUUACUAUAAUGAGGCUGCAGGUGGCCGGUAUGUCCCUAGAGCAGCACUGGUUGACCUCGAACCUGGUUCAAUCGAUUGGGUACGUUCUGGUCGCUUUGGUACCAUCUUCCGUCCUGACAACUUUGUGGCUGGAAAAGGUGGCGCAGCCAACAACUGGGCUAAGGGUCACUACACGGACGGCGCCGAACUCGUUGACAGCAUCAUGGAGAUUGUCCGCAAGGAGGCUGAGCACUGUGAUUGUCUGCAGGGUUUCCAGCUGACGCACUCGCUAGGUGGAGGCACCGGCUCUGGCCUGGGAACUCUCAUCAUCAGCAAAGUCAGAGAAGAAUAUCCCGACAGAAUUAUGUGCUCCUACUCUGUUGUGCCUUCUCCGAAAGUAUCUGACACUGUUGUUGAACCGUACAACUGCACACUGGCCAUUCAUUUACUAGUAGAAAACACAGAUGAAACAUACAUAAUUGAUAACGAGGCUCUAUACGACAUAUGCUUCCACACCCUGAGGCUCACCACCCCAACCAACGGAGAUCUGAACCAUCUGGUCUCAGCCACUAUGUCUGGAAUCACCACCUGCCUACGAUUUCCCGGUCAGCUAAACGCUGACCUCCGCAAACUUGCCGUUAACAUGGUGCCCUUCCCCCGCCUCCACUUCUUCAUGACUGGUUUCGCUCCUCUCACCUCCCGCGGUAGCCAGUGGUACAGGAAUCUAACUGUCCCAGAGCUCACUCAACAGAUGUUCGAUGCCAAGAACAUGAUGGCCGCCUGUGACCCACGGCACGGGCGCUAUCUUACUGCAGCAACCGUUUUCAGGGGCAAGAUGUCCAUGAAAGAAGUUGACGAACAAAUGCUGAACGUGCAGAAUAAGAACAGUCGCUACUUCGUGGAGUGGAUCCCCAAUAAUGUGAAAACCGCUGUCUGUGACUAUCCGCCUCGAGGGUUGAAGAUGUCGGCCAUCUUCAUGGGAAACAAUACAGCAAUGCAAGAGCCGUUCAAGCGUGUUGGAGAGCAGUUCACAGCGAUGUUCAGGCGCCGAGCUUUCUUGCACUGGUACACGGGUGAAGGCAUGGAUGAGAUGGAAUUUACCGAGGCUGAGUCCAACAUGAGCGAUCUUGUGUCAGAGUAUCAACAGUACGAAGAAGCCACAGUUGAAGAUGGUAUUAACUUCUACGAAGAGGAAGAAGAGGAAGUGUAA
This is a messenger RNA of Candidula unifasciata, 1335 nucleotides long. NCBI's taxonomy places the organism in Eukaryota, Metazoa, Mollusca, Gastropoda, Stylommatophora, Geomitridae. The record is from the annotation of a GenBank genome assembly.